GGAAGUGGGCGUCUCUGUCACAUUUAGCAGUUUACUUUAAAGGUGCUUCCAGGAAACAUGCAAACUCAUCCAAACACUUCAGAAGAGCUUCAGAAGAACUGAAUCUACUGAGAAGAUCAUUUAAUAAGAGAGAAGGAUGAGGAUCAUCUUGACUUUCACUCUGCUUAUGAUUCCUGGUGUCGUGAGCUCCAUCAGUGUGACAGGAUAUUCAGGAGGCGGAGUCACAAUCACAUGCAAAUAUAAGACAAAAUAUGAGCAAAAUGAAAAGUCUUUUUGUCGAGGUGAUCAGAGCUCCACAUGCUCUGAGACUAAAGAUGAUUCUGGAAGAUUCUCUCUGUAUGACGACACAAGUUCAGCAGUCUUGAAAGUGACCAUCAGAAAUCUGAGUGAAGAGGAUUCUGGGACGUACUACUGUACAUUUGGUAAAACUAGAGGAAAAGAUUCCUACACUGAAGUGAAUCUGAAGGUUAUAAGAGAUCAACAAAACAGGACUGUGAGAGGAUAUUCAGGAGGAAACGUCAUUAUAAACUUCAAAUAUAAGAUGAAACACAAGAACAAUGUGGAAGUCUGUAAAACUGCAGCAGAUCAAUGUUUGACUGUAAUGAACACUAACAGAGCAGCAGAACAGAAACAUGACGGACGAUUCUCUGUUUAUAAUAACAGAUCUGCAGAUCUCUUACGUGUGUUUAUCAGAGAGCUGAAUGUGAAUGAUUCUGGAGAAUAUAAGAUUACAGUCAAAGUUUCUAAACAAUACAGUGUCUUCUCUGAGUUUAAUCUGGACAUCAGAGACGAUGAUUGUUGUGAGAAGAGCAUCAGUCUAUCAGCUGCUGCAGGAGGAUCUGUGAACAUCAGCUGCAAAUACCCACAAUCCCACAGAAAAGAUGUGAAGUUUCUCUGCUGGAGAUCUGGAGAUGAUCUCUGUGCUGAAGAGUCGUCUGUGACAAAGAAAAGUAAAUGGAUUAAUAAGGGAAAGAUCAAGCUGUAUGAUGACAGAGAAAAGCAGCUCCUGACGGGAAGCAUCAGUCAUGUGACUGAACAACAUUCAGAAUACUGGUGUGGAGUUCAGUCUGAUCAAGGACACAAGAGCUUCAUCACACGAGUCCAGAUCAGUGUUACAGAAACAUCAUCACCACCACCACCAUCAUCAUCUGCUUCUUCUUCUUCUUCUUCUUUUUCAUCAGUCAAAACUUCACCAAGCACAGUUGUUUCCAGUACUUCUACAUCACUGGAGUCUCCAAACACAUCAGCAGAAACAUCAUCACCACCACCAUCAUCAUCUACUUCUUCUUCUUCAUCAGUCAAAACUUCACCAAGCACAGUUGUUUCCAGUACUUCAACAUCACUGGCGUCUCCAAACACAUCAGCAGGCUCUUCUCUGAUCAUCCCUCUGGUUCUGUUUUUUCUGGUUCUGAUCAUAGCUGGACUCUUAUUACUGUUUUUCUGUAAGAAGUGUCAGUCUCAAGGUGGUGAUUCGUCAUCUCAGACUGGACCAAGAAAACAUGAAGUGGUUUCUCACACUGGUUGUGAUUAUGAGGAGAUUAAAGACGCUCACAAACAAUUACCCACAAACCCCUCCGAUUCUUCUGACACUGUUUAUUCCACUGCCAAAUUACCCACAAACCCCUCUGAUUCUAACUGCGUUUACGUUACAGUUCAGAAAGCCACUGGUGACUCUCAGUGCUGCAUCACAUCUGCUGAGGAUCUGAAUUACGCAGUGGUGAAUUUCCACAAGAAAUCUGACUGUCCUGACAGUGUCAGUAGCAGGAAUAAUCAGGAUUACAGUGAAUACGCUGCUGUCAAUCAUUUCACUGCUUGACCAACAACAGCAGAGAAUAUAAAUGAGCUGAAUGUUUUAUCACCUUGUCUUUGGCAUUAAGUUUGCGUGUUUGGUGUUUCUUGUAAGUCUUCAGUGAUUCUCCUUUUCCUUAUAUUUUAGUCAGUGUUGUGAAUCAGACUUUUGACUGUUGGCAUGAAGUCUGAUGAAUGUUUAAAUUACAGCGCAGUGUUUUGUUCUGCAGACGACAAUGAAAGAAAUGAUCAGAAGCUUUUGGUCAGAGUUUGAUAUAAAUAAGUACUGAAUGUUUCAGACAAAAGUGUAAAAUUAAAGCAGAAUAUACAGCUGUGCUCUAAUUUAUAAAGCUAACAAACUUUAGCACAUUCAGCAACUGUUGUUUUUUUCUCUCAGUUCUCAUUUUAACAGAUAACUUAACCUGAUAACUUAA
Molecule: messenger RNA, 2222 nt
Organism: Megalobrama amblycephala (Wuchang bream)
Lineage: Eukaryota; Metazoa; Chordata; Actinopteri; Cypriniformes; Xenocyprididae
Gene: nilt63
Exons: 9
Coding region: 137-1816 (559 amino acids)
Source: RefSeq, a predicted model, not a curated record